Molecule: messenger RNA, 2685 nt
Organism: Didymodactylos carnosus
Lineage: Eukaryota; Metazoa; Rotifera; Eurotatoria; Philodinida; Philodinidae
Source: the annotation of a GenBank genome assembly
AUGAUUGGAGGAACAAUUUCAUAUCCCAUUGAUCAAAUGACAUAUGAUAAUAAUAUUAUAUGUAGUUGGGAAAUAACAUCAUUAUCAAUAACUCAUCGAACAUUAAUAUUUACAUUUUUACAUUUUGAUACUGAAUAUUUUUACGAUGAAUUAUUAAUUGGUGAAACAGUAUUGGGUGUUUCACGUUAUAAUUCAAAAUUAACACGUUUUAGUGGACCAAAAAUACCUGAACCAUUUUAUAUAUCAUAUGAAAAAUCUGUUUGGCUUGAAUUUUCAACAGAUGAUACAACAGUUGGAACAGGAUUUAUUUUAGAAUAUGCAUUUAUUGAUCGAACUGUUUCUAUGCCAAAACCCGUACUUCUAAUUGAUGCAAAUAUUCAAUAUAAUGCGGAUGAUAAUAAUGAUGAUGAUGAUGAAGUAAAAACACACUCAUUUCCUAUUGGAACAAUAUUCAGUCCAAAUUAUCCAAAAAAUUAUUCAAAUUAUGGUACGUGUCGAUGGCGUUUACAUUAUCCUGGUGCAUUAAUUCGUAUUCGAAUUGAUCAUUUUGAUACUGAACAAUAUUAUGAUAAAUUAACAUUUGUAAUUGGACAAAAUUCGGAGAGUGCAGCAAUGGUAUUAACCGAAUUAUCGGGUGAAUUAGAUGUAUUACCAAAACAUAUUUUUGUUCCAAAUGAUAGUUUAUGGAUGAUAUUUACAACAGAUCGAACUACGAAUGCUACAGGAUUUAUAUUGCAAUAUGAAAUUAUUACUAAAGAGACAAAAUGUUCUUCUAUUGAUAUUAAACAAAUUGAAGGUCAUAUUCAAUCUGUUAAUUAUCCACAAUCAUUACGAUCAAAUUUAGAUUGUACAUGGAAAUUAUAUUUACCUUCUACAUAUAUGAUAAUUGAAAUUCAAUUUCAUGAUUUACAUUUAGCAAGUGAAAAAGAUUAUUUGACUGUACAUUCGGGUGGUCGUCUUACACCCUAUACCGGUGAAAUGAAAGCAACUAAAAUUUUAUUUCAUAGUUCCAAUAUUACAUUAAAUUUAAUUACAAGACAUUCAUCGGAUAAUUAUAGAGGUUUUAACCUUUCAUAUCGUGGAAUUUCAAUAAACGAAGAAGACACCCAUCAUCGACCAAAUACUACGGAACUUGCUGUUGUACAUCAACGAUCAUCAUGUGGUGGAAGAUAUUUAGCAUCAUUUAAUGGUACAGUUUUAUCACCAGGUUAUCCUGUCUACGAUUAUCCAGUAAAUAUUGAUUGUACAUGGAUUAUCGAUGUAUUCGAUGGACAAAAUGUUUUAUUACGUUUUGAUGACUUUGAUCUCGAUUCAGAAGAAGAUAUUAUUCAAAUAGGACUUUUAAAUGAUGUGACAAAAUAUCAACUGUUUGCUAUACAUGAUACACAAACAGAUGGUGUAUUCAUAGCAAAUUAUAGUCAAAUAUGGAUACGUUUUCGUACAAAUAUCUUUUCAUUACCAGGACGUGGUUUUCGUUUAUAUUUUUCUGAGACAACAUUAUGGUCAACUGUCUUACCAUUAGAUGAAAUUAUAACAAUUGAUAGUAAAUCAUUACCACUUCAUCUAAAUAGUUUGACACCACAUUUAUAUCGACAAUCACGUUCUACAAUGACUGGUUAUUAUAAUUUGACGCAAAUUCGAAAAUGGAUUAUUCAAACGAGUUCUGAAGAAUCAAUUGAAAUUUUAUUUAAUUCAAUUUUAACAGUACCAGAUCAUCGAAUGAUUUGUUUUCAUAUAGAAUCCAUUGAUGGUCAUCUAACAUCAGUUUGUAAUAAUCAAUUAUUUCCCAUUGUUAUUUAUCAAACACGAUCAUUUACAUUGUCAAUUAAACCUGAUUUCAUGUAUACACUAGUUAAUUAUGACAUUCAAAUUGAAAAAUUUAAAAAAAAAACUAUUAUUCAAAAUAUUGUUGAAAAUGAAACAAUAUUAACAGUGCCUGAUUAUCCUUAUGUGCAUUAUGAAUGGCAUGUUAAUAUUCAAAAUAGUUCACUUAUCAUAAUUAAUGUUAAAAAUAUUGAAAAUUUAGAUACAAUAUUUCUUGUUAAAGAUGAACACAAUUAUCAAACCUAUUCAUUAACAAACGGUUCUCAUUUUUCACAUAUUUCAUUCUCUCAAUCUGUAAUUCUUGUCUAUCAAUCAUACAUUUUACCAUUAAAUCGUAAACGAACGUUUUAUGCUACAGUUCAUUCAGCUACUCCAAACUUUUGUGGACAAAUUCUAAAGCCAAAUGAUUUUAUGUAUAUUUAUUAUAAUAAUAGUGAUUUUCUAUUGAAAAACUGUCAAUGGCAAAUUCAAGGUAAUACAGAUUCAAGUUACAUUAUUAAUGUUCGUUCAAAUGAGACAAAUCACAUACCACAAUUGUAUACAACAGCUGGAAAUAAGUUAAUACUAAAUCAGAAUACUGUUAUUCCCUAUUCAGAUUUUACUAUUAAAUAUAUUUCAAAUUCUACUAUUUAUGAACAAUUUGUAAUUAUAUUAUAUUACUAUGAAAAAACUGAAGUAAUUCAUGAAAUGACAAGUAGAAAUCAAUAUACACUUCAGUCAAAUCAAUAUUCAUUUAAUUAUAUUGAAAAUUUUGUAAUUCGAACAAAAAGUUCAAUAUAUCAGUCAAUUGAUUUUGUUUUGUAUUCAAUAAAUAUAGCCAAAGAUGCAUUUGUUUUACUAGAAACUGGUAAGUUUAAGUAG